Molecule: messenger RNA, 1737 nt
Organism: Lotus japonicus
Lineage: Eukaryota; Viridiplantae; Streptophyta; Magnoliopsida; Fabales; Fabaceae
Product: serine/threonine/tyrosine-protein kinase HT1-like
Exons: 3
Coding region: 412-1491 (359 amino acids)
Biological process (GO): protein phosphorylation
Molecular function (GO): ATP binding; protein kinase activity
Source: RefSeq, a predicted model, not a curated record
AAAAACCACCCCCAUCCCCACCACCACACUCUCUCUCUCUUCUCUUCAAAUAUUUACAUAUAUUCUCACUAAAAAAAAAACCAUUCUCAAUCACAUUCACCACCAUCACCAACACCAACACCAUCAUUAUCAUCAAUCAACAACUAGUACUAUUACCACCUACUCUUAUGGAAAUUCACAAUAAAACUCAUUGUUCUUCUUCUGAUGCAAACUUCUUCUCCUGCUCUUGCUCCUGCUCCUGGUUUUCUCUUUUGUUUUAAACCUUAUUUUAUCCAUCUUUCUUCUCUUUACCUAAAAUUUUCCAGAGCUAUAUUCGUAAUGUAGUUAGUUAUUUAUCUCAAAAACUAUUCACAAAUUUUCCAGAGCAUUUGUUUGUUGAAAAACAUUGCGGAUCUACAUUAACAGUAGCACAUGAAGAAUUCUUACUGGCAUAAGCAAAUAUGGAGCAGCGGCGGCGGCGGCGGGGGGAAGGCAGGGAGGAGGCUAUCGUUGGGUGAGUACAAGAGGGCGGUGUCAUGGUCGAAGUAUCUGGUGUCUCCGGGGGCGGCGAUAAAGGGGGAAGGGGAAGAGGAAUGGAGUGCGGACAUGUCGCAGUUGCUGAUUGGAAUGAAAUUUGCUUCUGGGAGACAUAGUAGGAUUUAUAAAGGGGUUUAUAAGGAGAGAGAUGUGGCGAUUAAGCUUGUGAGUCAGCCGGAGGAGGAUGAGGAUUUGGCUUGUUUUCUUGAGAAGCAGUUUACUUCUGAGGUUUCUUUGUUGCUUCCUUUGCGCCAUCCCAAUAUCAUUACUUUCGUUGCUGCUUGCAAGAAACCUCCAGUCUUUUGCAUAAUUACUGAAUAUUUGGCUGGGGGCUCAUUGAGAAAAUACCUACAUCAUCAAGAACCGCAUUCAGUUCCGCUCCAUCUUGUUCUGAAAUUAGCCCUAGACAUUGCGCGGGGUAUGCAGUAUCUUCAUUCUCAAGGGAUAAUUCAUAGGGAUCUCAAAUCAGAGAAUCUCCUGUUAGGGGAAGAUAUGUGUGUAAAAGUAGUAGAUUUUGGCAUCUCCUGCCUGGAAUCUCAGUGUGGCAGCGCGAAGGGAUUUACCGGAACCUACCGAUGGAUGGCUCCUGAAAUGAUCAAAGAAAAGCAUCACACCAAGAAAGUAGAUGUGUAUAGUUUUGGCAUAGUUCUAUGGGAGCUUUUAACUGGACUGACACCAUUUGACAACAUGACACCAGAGCAGGCGGCAUAUGCAGUUUCCUACAAGAAUGCAAGACCACCAUUGCCACCUGAAUGUCCUUGGGCAUUUAGCAACCUCAUUAAUAGAUGCUGGUCAAGCAAUCCAGAUAAAAGGCCACAUUUUGAUGAGAUAGUUUCCAUUUUGGAGAAGUACACAGAAUCACUUAAGCAGGAUCCAGAAUUUUUUGCAACUUACAAACCGCGUCCUGCUAGUACAAUUCUGGGAUGGUUUCCAAAAUGCAUUGCUUGCCUUAUGUCUGCUGCUUGCAAAGCGUAGCAGGAGAUUCUACUGGUCAAGCAAUAGCUGAGUUUUCUGUAAUGUGACUGAAGAAUUGUCUUAUACUCAAUCUCAUGAACGAAGAAGAUGGUCAAUUGACAAAUAUAGUCUCUUCAGUUUUAGUGAUCUCUUUUAAUAAGUUACUUAUGCCAUUAUUAAUGGCUACGUAUUGUGUCUUUCAUUUUUACUUAGUUUAGUUGUAUUUUUGGUCUUCUUAAUUUAGAUCAAGUUUGAUUUUGUUUUUUA